Molecule: messenger RNA, 1377 nt
Organism: Camellia sinensis
Lineage: Eukaryota; Viridiplantae; Streptophyta; Magnoliopsida; Ericales; Theaceae
Product: AP2/B3-like transcriptional factor family protein
Molecular function (GO): DNA binding
Source: RefSeq, a predicted model, not a curated record
CUCACGAAUUCCAAGCUGUCUGUCUCCCAAUAUCAAAUUUCAAAUUCGGCGCUUCCCCUCCUCUCCCUCCCUCUCUCUCUCUCUCUGCAACGAAAGAGUGCAGUGGUGGUAUCAUCGAGCACAGCCUCCUCAGAGCACUUUGACAGAUCGGGAGUUAAUAAUCCAAGACAAACAAUUGGAUAUCUUGUAUCUGGACUACUGCAAGCAAUGGCCAACAAAAGUGGCAACACUUAUGAGGAAGCUCGCAAGCAACGAGUUGAAGACAAUAAAAAACGCUUCGAGGAUUUAGGGAUUUCGAAGAUUUCAAAGAGUUUAUCUGAUCUCAAAAGUUCUGACAAGAAGCCUGUGCAACGCUAUUCAAAACCCAAAUCAGAAAAUAUCUACAUGCUAGAGCCAAGACGUUCUUCUCGUGCACGCAAUCCAAUUCCUUCAUAUCGUGAUGAUGUUGACAUAGGGCUUCCACCUUUGCGAAAGAGAUCAAAGAUAAGUUCAUCAUGGGCAAGCUAUCUAGCAAGACCAUUGCAUGAAGUCAAAACUCCUUCUUACGAAGAAAGAGCUCAAGCUUUUAAGUGUGCAGAGAAGAUUCAAAGCAAUUUAACAUCGGGAAAUCCAUCUUUUGUCAAAUCCAUGGUUCGAUCUCAUGUUUAUAGUUGUUUUUGGUUGGGACUUCCUUCUAAAUUCUGUGAGGAUCAUCUUCCUAAAACGAUAGUAGAUAUAGUAUUGGAAGAUGAAAAUGGUGCAGAAUAUGACUCUGUUUACAUUGGCAAGAGAACUGGGCUUAGCGGUGGAUGGAGAGCAUUUGCUCUGGAUCAUAAGUUGGAUGACGGUGAUGCUCUGGUGUUUGAAUUGAUUGAACCUGCAAGAUUUAAGGUAUACAUAGUCAGAGCAUCCAACUGUUCCAGUGACAUAGAUGAUACGGCCGUUGAUGAUGAAGUAAACAGUGACGCGGAGAAUGCAUCAAAUGGGGCAAAAGAGUCUGAUCUGAACAAUGAGAAAGAACCAAAACGGUUAACAAGAUCAAAGAAAGGCAGAAAGCAGAAGAAACGAUGAAGGAGCCAGCAAUUUUCAGAACCGGUGGAUUUUAAUGGGGGGAGAAAAAUGAAAGCCAAACUAGUUCAGAACAUUUGUUGGCUAGAGGAUAUAACUACAUCUCCAUGUAAGAUGCCAUUUUUGGGAUAUAAUAUUAUCAAGAGUUAUAUAUGGAAUAUAUAUAGUAAUGGGUUUCUGCUCAUGGACUUCUAAUGGAGUUCUAUUCCCUCAAUUGGUAAAUUGCCUUGGGUUCAUGUAACCAUGGACAAGUGAUUGUUCUAGAAGCACUUUCUUGACAUUUUCUAUCUUGUUUUGGUGGUGGUGGGGCGGUUAUUAUUUAAUGAGUAA